This is a messenger RNA of Phialemonium atrogriseum, 318 nucleotides long. RefSeq lists its product as uncharacterized. Lineage: Eukaryota; Fungi; Ascomycota; Sordariomycetes; Cephalothecales; Cephalothecaceae. The annotation marks the transcript as partial. The record is from RefSeq and is a predicted model, not a curated record. The transcript has a single exon.
CAGCAGAUCGCCGCCGAGAACGCCGAGCGGGAUAGCCGCAUCCAUGCUGACAUCGGCAAGACGACGAGGGAGUUUGUAUGCAACGUCAGGCACGCGAAGAUGCUCGAUGGCAUCCAGUCCAAGGUCGGGGCGAAUAAGAAGAGGCCAAGGACCGAGGACGGGGACAGGGCGCAGCUGGGGGAUGGUGCUGCGGAUGUGGCUUCGAAAGACCGGGAGAGGAAGAGGUUCUUUAAACAGAUACCCCUAGUGAAGAAGCGGGAUGGAGAUCAACCUGAGCAUGUCACGAGCGUCCUGGGCAAUAUCUUUGGAGUAGCCUAG